GAUCCACGUGGAUGUCUGGCAAAGAAGCUUCGUGUCCCUCCCCGCAGUGAGAGCGACACCUGCCCUGUUGAGCCACCAUCACCACCUAACAACCCUUUCUCCUCAGUUUCAUCCACAACCCUCUUCUAACACACUCUCACUUCUACUCUGCUCCUCGUAACCUCUGCUAAUUACUUGUAGGUUCUUCAUGGAUCACUCUGAGGAAUCUCAGCAGCAACAGGAGGAGGUGAUUGAUAUUGCAUACGGUAUGCCUCAAUACCAUGCUGGACCAGGAGUUGCCACUGGGACACCUGUUGUGCCCGUUUCGGCAGCAACUCAGGCGCAACAUUUCUUUCAGCAAAAGCUGCAGCUGCAGCAACAGGAUCAGCUUCAGGCGUUUUGGGCUAACCAAAUGCAGGAAAUUGAACAGACCACAGACUUCAAAAACCAUAGCCUUCCGCUUGCUCGCAUUAAGAAGAUAAUGAAAGCUGAUGAAGAUGUGAGGAUGAUUUCGUCCGAGGCCCCUGUUGUAUUUGCCAAGGCGUGCGAGAUGUUCAUCAUGGAUCUGACUAUGCGUUCUUGGUCUCACACCGAGGAGAACAAAAGGAGGACGCUGCAGAAGAAUGACAUUGCAGCAGCAGUUUCAAGGACUGAUGUCUUUGAUUUUCUUGUUGAUAUCAUCCCGAAGGACGAGAUGAAGGAGGACACAAGGGCUUCAAUCCCGCUGAUGGGUCAACCUCCCGCUGAUUCUGUUCCAUAUUACUAUGUUCCUCAGCAGCAUGCAGCAGGACAAGCAGGGUUUUAUCCUGAUCAGCAUCAGCAGCAACCACUGCCAUAUAUGCAGUGGCAGCAGCCCCAACAAGACCAAAAUCAGCAGCAGCAGGAGAAUGGCAACUGAGAAUCUGUCUUGAAUCUGUAUUGUUCUGCUGUGAUUACUAGCGUUUAGUAUAUAGUUGGUGUUUUAGAAGAGUCUGUGUAGGUUCCAGUCAGUGGUCAAGUAGUGUGAUGAUGGGAGCUUGAACUAUGCAAUAUAUUUGCAGGACAUAAUGUAAUUGUAUAAUAAGACCAUUCUAGGGUAAUGUUUUCUGUUUA
This is a messenger RNA of Daucus carota subsp. sativus, 1071 nucleotides long. RefSeq names its product nuclear transcription factor Y subunit C-2. The transcript is spliced from 2 exons. The record is from RefSeq and is a predicted model, not a curated record. Gene Ontology annotation, molecular function: RNA polymerase II cis-regulatory region sequence-specific DNA binding; DNA-binding transcription factor activity, RNA polymerase II-specific; protein heterodimerization activity. Bases 188 to 877 code for a protein of 229 amino acids. NCBI's taxonomy places the organism in Eukaryota, Viridiplantae, Streptophyta, Magnoliopsida, Apiales, Apiaceae. Gene Ontology annotation, cellular component: nucleus. Gene Ontology annotation, biological process: regulation of transcription by RNA polymerase II.